Larimichthys crocea (large yellow croaker) is the source of this 1090-nucleotide messenger RNA. It is a transcript of the gene cmss1, whose product is annotated as cms1 ribosomal small subunit homolog. The record is from RefSeq and is a predicted model, not a curated record. The coding region runs from base 15 to 950 and encodes 311 amino acids. Gene Ontology annotation, cellular component: nucleus; 90S preribosome. NCBI's taxonomy places the organism in Eukaryota, Metazoa, Chordata, Actinopteri, Sciaenidae. The transcript has 10 exons.
UCGUAGUUUACGUGAUGUCUGUGAACGCACCGCCGGCGGCAGAUUUGAUUGGCCGGUGCCUCGCGCAGAGAAACAUGGGAGACGAGCUGGGAGACGAGUGGUGGACGCACGAGGCUAACUCAGAUCCGUCUGAGGCCGAGGAGGAGACGCAGGAGAAGCAGCCGACAGAGAAACCGAACGCAAAGACGAAACCGGCGAAGAGGAAGAAAGAAACGGAGAAAGCAGUGAAGGCGAAGAAGAAGAAAACGAGUCAACAGACGGAGUGUGUGACUCCUCAGAAGAAAGAGGCUGAAGAUGAAAAGUCGGCUAAACCCAAAAAGAAGAGGAAGAAGAAGAAGACCAUCACAGACGUCCUGUCCUCGUCGGAGCCCAAGCCCGGCUGUCCGGCGGACCUGCAGAACCUGCUCGCUCAGUACUUCUCAGACAAGCGCUCUGUGAUCGAGCAGGAGGAGCUCCGGCUGCCGGAGUCCUGCUUCCUGUCCAGUAACGACCUGACGCACACGCUCUCCUCGUACCUCAAACAGGUUUGUCCAAAGUGGGCCAGGAUCCAGAAGCAGCACGCGGAGAAGAGUUCUGUGGUUCUGCUCAUCGUCUGCAGCUCGGCUCUGCGGACCAUCGAGCUCAUCAAGCAGCUGACGACCUUCAAGGGCGGAGCCAAAGCUGUCAAACUGUUUGCCAAACACAUCAAGAUCGAGGAGCAGGUGAAGCAGCUGGAGAAAGGCGUCACCCACAUCGGAGUCGGGACCCCGGGCAGGAUCAACGCUCUUAUUGAGAAAGAGGGUUUGAACCUGCGGGCGUUGAAGUACCUGGUUCUGGACUGGAACUGGAGGGACCAGAAGCUCCGAAGGAUGGUGGACGUUCCUGAGGUCAAACUGGACUUCAUGAAGCUGCUGGAGAGCGGCGUCCUGACCGGCUGCAAACAGCACCAAGUCAAAGUUGGACUGUUCUAAGUGACGAGACGCCUCGGCGUUUAAAGCGACCUCGUCCUGUUGCUCCUCUCUCUGUGCUUUUACUGUUUCCAGAGGCCGUGCUGAACGUGUGCUGCUGUCUGCUCGUGUGAUGGAUUUGAAUAAACCGACUCCCAACCAAA